AAAGUUAGGUUAUGUGUGUCCUAUUUCUGUCUCCCCUGAAAUUCAUUGAUUUUUAUCAUUGUACAGUAUUCAGCACCUAGUUCUUAACGUUUAUGUAAUUGAUUGACGACGUAGUUGUGUAUUGCUUAUGUUUCAUAGAAUCGUAGCGGUUCUAUUAAUACAAUUGUGUUUGUAUUACAUAAUUUUCAAUGUACUAAAUUAGAAGUGAGAAUUACAAGUUUAUGGGGAUUAAGCAGUUCCUAAGUCGGAACCUGGUGAGCAUAAGUUUCCCGGUCCUGACUGUGACAUUCAUCUAUUUAGACUGGAACCAUACUCGCAAGUGGAAGUCCCAGAAGACAGAUAACUGACAUGGCCAUCUUUGGCAUCACAGCCCGCUACGUAUGGUUCGCUGUUCCAAUGACAGGAUUCUUCAUUGGCAAGUUUCUUGAUGACAUGGAAACUGAGCGCAUGAUAUCCUGGAGAGACAAAUCUGCUUUAUAUGGAGGAAGGGUAGUGCAAGGCGAUCCACCAUCAUGGCCAUGAAGAUUGAUAUAAUCAUGUAGAUACCUUUUGCUGUAAUAAAUAGUAUAUUUAACAUAAUUCGUUCU
Molecule: messenger RNA, 587 nt
Organism: Hyposmocoma kahamanoa
Lineage: Eukaryota; Metazoa; Arthropoda; Insecta; Lepidoptera; Cosmopterigidae
Gene: ND-MNLL
Exons: 2
Coding region: 349-522 (57 amino acids)
Cellular component (GO): mitochondrion
Source: RefSeq, a predicted model, not a curated record